AUGACUAAUUGCCUUUUGUCUCUGUGUUCUUUGUAUAUAUUUUUGUUCGGUGGGUAUAGUAAGGAUAGAUGGGGUUCUUCAAACUUCAACUCAGGUGCCAACUCUCCAUCAUCUACAAAGACCCGGAGCACAUCUAAGAGUGGGAAGAACUUCCACUAUAUCACCAUCCUCCGAGACCCGGUGUCCCGGUACUUGAGCGAAUGGAGGCAUGUCCAGAGAGGGGCGACCUGGAAAGCAUCCCUGCACGUCUGUGAUGGAAGGCCCCCAACCUCUGAGGAACUGCCCAGCUGCUACACGGGUGACGACUGGUCUGGCUGCCUUCUCAAAGAGUUCAUGGACUGCCCCUAUAAUCUGGCCAACAACCGCCAAGUGCGCAUGCUGUCUGACCUGACUCUAGUGGGCUGCUACAACCUCUCUGUCAUGCCUGAAAAGCAAAGAAACAAGGUCCUUCUGGAAAGCGCCAAGUCCAAUCUGAAGCACAUGGCAUUCUUUGGCCUCACCGAGUUUCAGCGUAAGACCCAGUACCUGUUUGAGAAGACCUUCAACAUGAACUUUAUUUCGCCGUUUACCCAAUACAACACCACUAGGGCCUCUAGUGUAGAGAUCAAUGAGGAAAUCCAAAAGCGUAUUGAGGGACUGAAUUUUCUGGAUAUGGAGUUGUACAGCUUUGCGAAGGAUCUCUUUCUGCAAAGGUAUCAGUUCAUGAGGCAGAAAGAGCAUCAGGAUGCCAGGCGGAAGCGCCAGGAGCAACGCAAGUUUCUGAAGGGAAGGUUCCUUCAGACCCAUUUCCUGAGUCAGAGUCAGAGUCAGAGUCAGAGUCAGGGCCAGAACCAGAGUCCAGGGCAGAACCUGAGUCAGAGUCCAAAUCCCAACCCAAAUCAGAACCUGACUCAGAAUGUGAGUCAGAACCUGACUCAGAGUUCCAAACCCAAUUUGAUCCGGAAGGAGAACCGGGGAAGUCAGAAGCAGGGCUCGGGCCAGGAGCAGAGUCAUAGCAGCACCAGCAAUGGCACCAAUGACUACAUAGGCAGCGUAGAGACAUGGCGCUAAUGGCCCUGAAAGGCGCAUGCACACUGCUUCCCAAAGCACCACCAAAAAGAUGGCGUGUAUCUUACAAGAUGAAAGUGGCCAAACACAUCCUGCUUCCUUCAUUUUGGAAGUUCAAAAAAAGUGUAUAUGUUGCCUUUACAGUUGCCUUUUGAUUCAGUGUUACACUGUGUGUGGCUAAAACAAAUCUCAGUGUGUAAUUAAAUUGUCUUUUGGGGGGAUGAACUAUUUCUGUAAUCCAAGAGCCAAACCAGACUCACCAGAAAUUGCAGUUUAGAUAUUUUAGGAAGUUCUUAAAUUAGCUAUGGAGACACAAAGAAAACACAAAAUGUGGCCAUUUAAACUUAGGGCUAAGAAAGAGAUUUUUAAAUG
This is a messenger RNA of Cricetulus griseus (Chinese hamster), 1419 nucleotides long. The record is from RefSeq and is a predicted model, not a curated record. Lineage: Eukaryota; Metazoa; Chordata; Mammalia; Rodentia; Cricetidae.